GGCCGCUCUACUUCCCCACUCGCUCAUAAGCCUCCUCUUAGACCCUUCUGCUCGCAUCCCUGCGAUCACUCUACUAUUCUCCUUCCUCAGCCUCGUUGUUGCGGGAGGGUACCGCCAAAGGAGCACGAUGGCAUUGGCAUUCGAUGAAUAUGGCCGGCCCUUCAUCAUCAUUAAGGAGCAGGAACAGAAGAGCCGGCUGCGGGGGCUGGACGCCCAGAAGGCCAACAUCAAUGCUGGCAAAGCCGUUGCUCGUAUCCUCCGUACCUCCCUCGGUCCCAAAGGCAUGGACAAGAUGCUUCAGAGCCCAGAUGGUGAUGUCACCAUCACAAAUGAUGGUGCAACAAUAUUGGAGCUGAUGGAUGUGGACAAUCAGAUAGCAAAAUUAAUGGUAGAAUUGUCUAGGAGUCAAGACUAUGAAAUUGGUGAUGGCACCACUGGAGUUGUUGUAAUGGCUGGUGCACUUUUAGAACAGGCUGAGAAGCUACUUGAACGUGGCAUUCAUCCUGUUAGGGUUGCUGAGGGAUAUGAAUUGGCAUCACGGAUAGCUGUUGAACAUCUUGAGCAUAUUGCCCAAAAAUUUGAAUUUAAUGUGACCAAUAUAGAACCUCUUGUACGAACUUGCAUGACAACUUUAUCUUCAAAGAUAGUCAAUCGUUGCAAACAAACUUUAGCUGAAAUAGCUGUUAAAGCUGUGCUAGCAGUUGCAGAUUUAGAGAGAAAAGAUGUCAAUUUGGAUUUGAUUAAGGUAGAAGGAAAGGUUGGAGGAAAGCUGGAAGAUACUGAGCUCGUCUAUGGGAUCAUUGUUGACAAGGAUAUGAGCCAUCCUCAGAUGCCCAAAAUAAUUGAAGAUGCAAAAAUUGCUAUUUUGACCUGCCCAUUUGAGCCACCCAAGCCAAAGACAAAGCAUAAGGUGGACAUUGACACUGUGGAGAAGUUUCAAACUUUAAGACAGCAAGAGCUGAAGUAUUUUGAUGACAUGGUCCAGAAAUGUAAGGAUGUUGGUGCCACUCUGGUCAUUUGUCAGUGGGGUUUUGAUGAUGAGGCAAAUCACUUAUUGAUGCAUCGCAACUUGCCUGCUGUUAGAUGGGUUGGGGGUGUGGAAUUGGAACUGAUUGCGAUUGCUACAGGUGGAAGAAUUGUUCCUCGAUUCCAGGAAUUGACACCAGAAAAGUUGGGAAGGGCUGGUCUAGUUAGGGAAAAAUCAUUUGGGACUACAAAGGACCGGAUGUUAUAUAUUGAGCAAUGUGCAAACUCCAGGGCUGUGACAAUAUUCAUCCGUGGAGGUAAUAAAAUGAUGAUUGAGGAAACAAAGCGUAGCAUCCAUGAUGCACUUUGUGUGGCAAGGAAUCUCAUCCGUAACAAGUCGAUUGUGUAUGGUGGUGGAUCUGCUGAAAUUUCUUGUUCAAUUGCUGUUGACGCUGCUGCAUAUAGAUAUCGAGGAGUGGAGCAGUAUGCAAUCAGAUCCUUUGCCGAAGCUCUAGAUUCCAUCCCAAUGGCCCUUGCAGAGAACAGUGGUCUCCAACCAAUAGAAACACUCUCUGCCGUUAAAUUACAGCAAAUUAAGGAGAAUACUCCUUUUUGUGGAAUUGACUGUAAUGAUGUUGGUACGAACAACAUGCAAGAGCAGAACGUCUUUGAGACAUUGAUUGGGAAACAGCAGCAGAUCCUCCUUGCAACGCAGGUCGUCAAGAUGAUUCUUAAGAUUGAUGAUGUGAUUUCUCCAUCUGAGUAUUAAUUUGAAUUUUUUUUUCCUGCGUUUGUAUCCCUAUGUUUAAAGCCUUGUUUGUUUUGCUGUAUUGUUAGUCUGACCGGGUUGCAAGAAUUUUGUCUAAUUAUUGGAUCAGUUUUAAGCUGUAUUUUAAGAAUGUGUUAUGCUCAUCUUAACUAGCUCGUAUGUAAUUUUAAGUGGUUUUGGAGAAUGUGCUAUGCUCAUCUUAACUUAGAUGUAAUGAAAAUUGCAAUUUUAAUAUCGGUUGAUUUGUC
Dendrobium catenatum is the source of this 1983-nucleotide messenger RNA. Its product is annotated as T-complex protein 1 subunit epsilon. The coding region runs from base 128 to 1735 and encodes 535 amino acids. The transcript is spliced from 9 exons. Gene Ontology annotation, biological process: protein folding. Gene Ontology annotation, cellular component: chaperonin-containing T-complex. The record is from RefSeq and is a predicted model, not a curated record. NCBI's taxonomy places the organism in Eukaryota, Viridiplantae, Streptophyta, Magnoliopsida, Asparagales, Orchidaceae. Gene Ontology annotation, molecular function: ATP binding; ATP-dependent protein folding chaperone; ATP hydrolysis activity.